UUCAGGUACUUAACACCCUGGAGACCCGACUUUCAAAGCGGCCCGGGUGGGAAGAUCUGUUUAUAUAAACAGGGACUGCGCUGUAAAUGCGCUAAUAUCCCUCCAGCCAGCUCACUGCGAGCGCCUCUCACGUCCAUCCGUAGGAGCAGCGUCCCCCGCCGCCCCCCGUUCCCGGCCUGCCCUGCCCCCGCCUCCUUCCCCUCCUCUCGGCCAUGGCCACCUCUGGACGUCUCAGCUUCACCGUGCGCAGCCUCCUGAAUUUACCCGAGCAGGACGCGCAGCACCGGCCGAGGCGGGAGCCACAGUCACGCGCGCCCCGGGCCGACCCUUGCGCAGCCUGGCUGGAGUCGGAGCCCGGCCAUUACCCCUCCUCGGACGAGAGCAGCCUGGAGACCACCCCACCAGAGUCGUCGCAGCGGGCGUCCUCUCGGCCCGCGUCUCCGGGCUCGGACGCCGAGAAGAGGAAGAAGCGGCGGGUGCUGUUCUCCAAGGCGCAGACGCUGGAGUUGGAGCGCCGCUUCCGGCAGCAGCGGUACCUGUCGGCGCCGGAGCGGGAGCAGCUGGCGCGCCUGCUGCGCCUCACGCCCACGCAGGUCAAGAUCUGGUUCCAGAACCACCGCUACAAGCUGAAGCGCGCGCGCGCGCCGCCGGCCACUGAGUCCUCGGACCUGAGCGCGGCCGCCGAGCUGAGGCCCGCGCCCGGCCUGCUGCGCCGCGUGGUGGUGCCCGUGCUGGUGCACGAAGGCCAGCCGUGCGGCGGUGCCAAGGAGUCGGGCCCCGCGGCGGCCCGGGGCAAGGGCAGCGCUCCCCCGACCGCCGCCUGCCCUCUGCCAGGCUAUGCCGCCUUCGGGCCGGGCUCGGCGCUCGGCAUCUUCCCGACCUACCAGCACUUAGCGCCCCCCACCCUGGUCUCCUGGAACUGGUGAGGCCACCUGGGGGUGCUGGGUUACCCUGACUUUGGAGCUCGCUUGUGCGGCUGCAGUACGGUUGCAGCCAAAGACCUGGAGCCCUCCGGGUGCCCCGAAGCCAGACCCCUUCUCGCAGGCCCCACCUUCGGGGUUCCCUGGCCCCCUUAUCUGCUAUCUCUCGGAAGCACUCGCAGGGAACCUUUCCCAAGAUCCCCCCUCUCCCCUUCCCUGGACUGCGAACCCCAGAGCUAGAUUUUAUUGCUUGAGCCUUAUCUGUAUAUUUUUUUAAAUAGCAGUUUGUAUGGGAAGCAUAUUUUAAAAGAAAUAGAGUAAUUUUUCUUUUUUUGUUGUGCGAGAAUAAAGCGUGUAGGUUUGGAUCCCCUGCGCUCCUGCGGGGAAGUAGGUGGGCGCCGAGCUCCCUAGACUGGAGUUCUGAGUCCCCCACCCCCACCCCCGCUCCAGUGCCCAAUUAGGGUUGAGCUCCGGUUGGGGUGAAGGGCAGAGCUCGGGCCAGGAGGAUACAGGGGUGAGGGGAGGGAGCUGAGGCAAUCUCUGGGACCCUGGCCAGCGAGUAGCCACUCUGACCUCAGAGUGACCCUGGGUCCCCGACGGCUCCGGCUCCCGGAGCAGCGGGCGUUGGAAACACCAAAAGUCAACCCGGUCGGCUGCAACGACGAGAGAGAGAGAGAGACUGACUUCUCCCCAGGAGAGCGCUAGCGAAGCUGGGUGCGGCGGAGCUAGCGCUCUGGGGCGGAAGAGCCAGGAAGCUUGGGACCCUGAGUUAAGCGGGCUUUGCUGUGAUUUCCCGUCUCCUCCUGUCUCCUCGACACAGCACCUCGACAGGCUAGGGUGGGGUGGGGACAGCCUAAAGAGGAAAUUGAAAGGUGGCAGUGAACUGUGGAGUUGGGCUCUGCCUUGGGGCGUCCUGUGGAGCUUGAUGAGGAAUGAUGGCCUUGGUGACCCGACAGCCGGGCUGGAUCCACUAGUCGCCUCCUUUCACGCAUGCUCCUAGGACACUCUGGACUCGGGGUUUGCAACUGUUGUUCUUCAAGUCUAUAUGUGGAGCCAUGGGAUCUCCAAUGUAGGCAUUCACUGGGGAGAAGGAAAAGCCUCGUUCCCUGGCACCGGCUACAGGAAGAUGCGCCAGAGGAGAGUAGUUCCCAGGGUCUGUGUCCAGCGAUAGGAACAGGGACCCGGAAGAGCUCUGUGAGGGGCCUGUUAUGGGCCUCGGGUUUCCUGUCCAAGGAGGAGGGAGAGGAGGAGGCAGUGUUAUCACCUGGGAUUUGGGGGGCAGCAGAAGGGGAAGAGUGGGGUGCUUGGGUCUCAGCUGCUAGCCACCUUGCCUUCCAUAUGGAUGCCAUUAUCUUAGAAGAAUCUCGGUGCUUAAACCCCCUUUUGUCUUGGGAACUGAAAAGGGCAUUGUCAGGCCUGAAAAGGACCUAGACAAAAUCCGCACUGUUUUGAUUCAGGACUCUGUUUAAUCAGUCCCUGGUGACAAUGUAGUGGGUGUUAGGGAGGACAAUAGUAUCUUUUUAAACCUUGUGGCCUUCAGGAAGACAAAAGACUUGAAUUUUAUGGGUUUACAACUUCAAUUAGAACAGUGCCAGUGUGCAUGGGAGAUUAUCAAAUUUGUAUCAUAAAACCCCUUUCUAAUAAAUAAUUGCUGGGGAGGGAGCCUGAAUAUUGUUUGACAUUUCUGAGAUUUGCCAGCGACUUCUCAGUUGGCCCUAGCAGAGCAGAUGGGAAAGAAAAGGAGGAAACGAUUUCUGAAGAGGUCCUGGAUCUGGACUUGUGCUUGUGGUCAGCUGGCUGGGUGCUUGGUGUUUUUCAUGCUCUUCCUCCAAGAAUGGAGUCAAAGACUUGCAGCUUGUUUAAUGCCAUUGCUACUGACAAAGACCUGAGUAUUCUUGAGGAGGGAGUGAAAAAAAACAUUGUCUAGUUCCUCACCUUUUCUUUUGCUAGAGCUGUAGACAAAGUAGAUCUUGGAGGGCCUGUAGAACUGUUAUGGAGAGAAGAUGUUUACCAGGAGGCUUUUGGGGAAAGUGUAUCCUCCAUCAAAUUCAUCAUGGCCCUAAAUGGUGAGCUAGAUGUCUAACCAAUAAGGCAUUGGUUGCUUCCCAGCAAGGUGGUUAGAGCUGCAGCAAAUGCCCACCCAGAGAGCCAGCUGUGUCCUGGGAUAGAAGAGAAAUAGCAAUGUCCCAGGGCAGUAGCACCAGGAGCCAGAAUUAUAUACUGAUACCCUCUUCCUUUUGACUCUUUCAUUUAGGCUGGUAAGAUCCUUCCUUUAGGGAGGAAAAGCCACAGGAUAGAGUGCAAAAUGUACCCCAUCCCACCAAUCCAUGUUAGAGACUCAAGUGGUCAUAUUUCUUCCUGUCCAUACCUGUGAUAAGCUGGAAAAGAUAAAUGUCAAUUUCCUUUGUGAUCUAAAAGUUCUGUUCUCCCAGGUUCUGCUGAAAGCUUAAUCCAAGGCCUCUCUACUAGCAGCUGUGAAAACACUUAGGGUCUCCCUUCCCAGAUGAAAGUAUUUUAGACCUGUCUCCCAUUGUCAGCAUCACAAGGCAUAUUCACACAGAAACCUUUUAUUGAAACUUACUGUGUUCCAGGCAUUUUUGAGGUUAUUCUCACAGAAAUCUUGCUACUUAUCUAUCUACCUAUAUAUCUCCUGUUUUAUAGGUAAGAAAUAGGCUCAGUGUAUGGGCUAGGCAAAUGAUUUGCCCAAAGUAAUUAUGAACAUGAAAGACUUGCCACUGUCCUCUACUUAACCACUUUGCAUGCUGCCCUUAAGGAGGACAGCUGCCAUAUAUAUGGCAGAUAUUUAACUAUCUGUUUUUCACAUUUACAAAUAACCUGCCUAGGAUGCUUAAAUGAAACAUCAAAAACAAAUAAACAGAGUUAACAAAAGAUUCAACCACAACCAUGCUACAUAUAUGCAUAUAUAUGUAUAUAUAUAUACAAUGUUGCAACCAUCAUAAACUAUCUUUUGGAUGGUGUUGAAGGAUUUGAAAGCACGUGCAAAGCACUCUGCACAGUUCAGAGCCACUUGCAGAGGCUGGUCACAUAGCACAACAGUUGCUAACACUUGCACCAGGCAAUAUCCUAACUCACUCAACUCCAGAAGGCAGUACUACUGUCCCCCUUUAGAAAUGAGGAAACUGAAGGUGGAAGAGGUGAUCAGUAACUGAUCUGGGAUCAUACAGCUAGGGUAUAAUAGGUUUUGAACCCAAGCACUCAAGCCCCAGAUCUCACACCUUUGACCAGGUGGGAAUUAUUUCCCGUUCUUUUAUGUUUUAUUGCUCUCAGUUCACAGUCUUAGUUACCUUCCUCACAAAUCCUUCUCUAAAGACCUGUUCUUUAGCAUCUGUCUUUGCUCCUCCCCAACCCCUUACCCUCCACCAGCUUUUGAACACAGCUCUCUGUGUUUUCCCUAGGCUUGUUUGUGUGUGUUCUUGUCCAGCUGUCAAUGAAACACAGCUCUUGUCUGCAGGUCACAAUGUUCUCUCUCCUGUGACUAUCAUUCCACCAUUCUUCUUCCAGUAAAACAUCUGCUGCUGCCGCCUUGACACCAAUUGUCGACUCAGUGUUCAGCAGGGUCCCUGCUGACUCUGAUAAGCUCCUCUAAGCUUUGCCCAACCCCCAGGCCCAGAUUCCUAGCCCUGUCAUCUUUUUCCCUUCCUAGGUCUCCAGCUUUAUCUUUAUUAUUAAAUAUCAUCCUCUUCACAUUUUCUCUCUCCUUCCAUUGUAAACAUUUUCACUUUAUCUCACUUAAGUCUCUUGCAGGUGGAGACUGCAAUUUUCACUUCAAUUUUCUUUCCUCAUUGUUCAGAGGAUCUUACAUCUUAGUACAUCUCUUAUCUGAUGAAUUUAGCACUUCAGUAUCUUAGCUAAUGUUCUACUGAUGGGUGAGAAGGAAGUUAUUUGAGCCCAGGUUAACCUAUACCUUCCCUUCUAACAAUGGUGUUAGAUGUUUAUUAUUCUCUUGUUUUGUUGACAUAAUUAAUUUGCCUUUUCCUCCCUCUCCAACGAACACUUCACUGCCUUUAAAAUACUUUUGAUUUAUGAAAAAGAUACCCAGGCAGGCUAGUUACAGGCUUGACAUGGUUAACUCCUUUGUUAACUCUGUUUAUCUAUUCUUGGUGUUCCAGUUAAGUAUCCUAGGCAGGUUAUCUGUAAAUGUGAAAAGCAGAUAGCUAAAUGAUGAGGAAGUAUUGUCUCUACCUCAAAGCAUGACAGUUUCUACCAGUGUGAUUCUACCAUUUAGUACUCAAAAUCUGAAUGAGAAAACGUAUACCUCCAGGUCACUCAUUUUUCUAAGCCAUACAGUGGGCAGGGAUUUACCAAAUGGUUCCUUAAUGAUUUUCAGAAUUCCAGUUUGGUACUUGUCCUCUUUGGUCCCCGUCUUUCUCCUGUGUACUCACCACUCAUGUCACUCAGUCUAUGAGGUCACCAACAAAUUGAACAAUAUUCUCUUUAAUUCAGAGCCAUUAGGGGCCGGGGAUCUAGCUUAGUGGUUCUGCUGCUUACCUCACAAGCACAAGGACCCGAGUUCAAUCCCCAGUACCAAAAAAAAAAAACAAAAAAAAAAACAGAGCCAUUGAUUAAUGAUUUAACUUUGGAGGGAGACUAGAAAGAAUUGCUUAGACUGCUCCAACUCCUUUCCUUAUCUACCCCAAAUAUUCAAGCACAGGAAUUCUUAUUUUUUCCAACCAUGUCCAGUAGAGAAGUUUUAAUGUUUAUCCAGAAAAGUAGCAUCAUCACAAAUUAGAGGUGGAGGGCCUGGGAGUAUAACUCAGUGAUACAGUCCUUGCUUAACAUACAUGAGGCCAUGAGUUCAACCCUUGGUAUGAGGGUGGGGAAUCCUGUGCACUCCUCCACAUGUUAGCCAGUCUGGUGGUGCAUGUCUAUAAUCCGAGCUACUGGAGAGGCUGAAGUGGGAACAUCUCAGGUUCAAAG
Messenger RNA from Heterocephalus glaber (naked mole-rat), 5858 nucleotides. It is a transcript of the gene Nkx2-8, whose product is annotated as NK2 homeobox 8. The record is from RefSeq and is a predicted model, not a curated record. Gene Ontology annotation, cellular component: nucleus. NCBI's taxonomy places the organism in Eukaryota, Metazoa, Chordata, Mammalia, Rodentia, Bathyergidae. Gene Ontology annotation, biological process: cell differentiation; regulation of transcription by RNA polymerase II. Gene Ontology annotation, molecular function: RNA polymerase II cis-regulatory region sequence-specific DNA binding; DNA-binding transcription factor activity, RNA polymerase II-specific.